CAAUAGACACAUGGGGGCGUCUGGUUUCACAUGCUACAAAUAUCCUCCAGCAGUCGUAGCAGGUCACAGUUGUUAACCAGCAGGCAGAGGCUGCAGCUGAAGUUUUACUCUCUACACACAGAAGUUCAGGGACUACUACACUGCAGACAUGAGUCAAGUCUUUGACAUCGAGCGCUGUGAUGUGGACAUUAAGAGCAACAGCUGCAGCCAUCAUACAGAGCUGUAUGGAGAGGAGCGCUUGAUUGUCAGAAGGGGACAGCCCUUUAACAUCAUUUUACAUCUCAAGCCUGGCAGUGGGGAGUUCAAACUGGAGGCAGCAGGGUUCACAUUCACGGUCGAAACUGGUCCCCUACCCAGAAAAGAAUCAGACACUAAGGUUUCCUUUGGUCUACGCGAGUCCACAGUGGACACAGAGUGGAGUGCAUCUGCCACUCAUGAUCCUUCUGGAAACACCCUGUCUGUAUCUAUCAGCUCCUCACCCAACUCCCCCAUCGGGCUCUACUCCCUGACUCUGGACCAGGAGGGGCAGAAGACCAGUUUAGGAGAGUUCAUCCUUCUUUUUAACGCUUGGUGCCCCCGUGAUGCUGUUUACAUGAAGAGUAAGACGAAGAAGCAGGAGUACAUUCUAGCACAACAUGGGCAGGUCUACAGAGGAACAUAUAAACGAAUCAAAGGGACAUGCUGGAACUUUGGACAGUUUGAUCCAAGUAUCCUGGAUAUCUGUCUGUCCAUCCUGGAUGCCAACCCCAAGUUCGUGGCUGAUGCUGACAAGGACUGCUCUGCCAGGAGGAAUCCCAUAUACGUGACCAGGGUGAUUAGUGCCAUGAUCAACAGUAAUGAUGACAACGGCGUGCUGGUGGGAAACUGGGGAGAGGUUACAGACGGGGUUCACCCAGGACAGUGGAUGGGCAGCGGGGACAUUUUGCGCCAGUGGGCAGAAAGUGGGCCCGUCUGCUACGGCCAGUGUUGGGUCUUUGCUGCCGUUGCAUGCACAGUGUCCCGUGCUCUGGGCAUCCCAUGUCGAGUGGUUACUAACUUUGGAUCGGCCCACGAUACUGACGCCAACCUGAUCAUCGAAAACGUGUACGAUGAGGACGGUGAAAAAAUUUCUAAUGAUUCAGUUUGGAACUUCCAUGUUUGGGUGGACAGCUGGAUGACUCGUCCUGAUUUGGGGUCAGAGUUUGAUGGAUGGCAAACCAGUGACCCAACUCCACAGGAGAGAAGCGACGGUGUUUUCUGUUGCGGACCGGCCCCACUGAAGGCCAUCAAAGAAGGAGAGCUGACCAAAAAGUAUGACGCUCCCUUUAUUUUUGCCGAGGUUAAUGCAGAUGUUGUGGACUUGGUGCAGACGUCGAGUGGAAAAACUAUCAAGUUUGCUGGAUCAACUACUUCUGUUGGACGCUUCAUCAGCACCAAAGCUGUGGGCUCAGACGAGAGACGCGACAUUACACACCAGUACAAGUAUCCAGAGGGCUCAAAGGAGGAGAGGAAGGUGUUUGAGAAGGCGCAACACAACAACAAGCUGCAGCAGCAAGGAGAGGAGCCAGGGCUUCGUCUCAAGAUCAAACUGGCUGAUAACAUGAUCGUGGGUGAGAACUUUGACGUGUCUGCCGGCCUCACCAACAACUGCACGGUGGCCAAGACCUGCACCCUCAUGUUCAUGGCCAGAGCCGUCGGCUACAACGGAAGAAGGGGUCAGGGCAUUGAAUUUGUUUCAGACAUAGUGGAGGUGCCGCCUGGAGAAGAAAGGCGGUUGUCCCUGGGACUAGUCUAUAAGCAUUAUGGACCAGCGAUCACCUCUGAUAGGUUGAUCCAACUGUCAGCCAUCGCCACAGACAAGCAGACCAGAGAUUACUUCAAGGCUGAGAAGACCAUUGUGCUUGACGAGCCAGAAAUAAAGAUUGAGCUGGUGGAAGAAAUCAAAGUGAAGCAGUCUGUGACGGCAGAGCUCACCUUGCUGAACACUCUUCCAGAGCGGCUGAGGGACUGCAGCUUCACCAUCGAGGGGGUCGGCCUCACUGAAGGCAAACCCAUAACAGAGAAGAUUGGAGCUGUGGAUGCCAAACAGGAAGCCAAGGCCAGCAUAAGCUUCAUUCCUACUAGUGUUGGCUCCAGCGUGCUGCUGGUGAUCUUUGAUAGUGACAAACUGAAAAACAUCAGGAGCUUCAUCAAUGUUGUUGUGAAGGAUGAAUGAGCCAGUGCAGACGGUUUUUGUUUUCAGUUCAAAUUCAAUUUAAAAAACUCUAUUAGUCCCAGGGGGCUAAUAAAAGGCACUUGGAGCAAGUACACAAGUCAGCAUGUUAGUUACACAGACACAAAACAAGUCAGGUCGAUUAAAUUAAACUAAAUAAACUAAAUAAGACAUUUACAGUAUUCACAUGAGGUGCAAUGUAACAUUGAGGUAGGCUGUGUUGUGCAUUUAGAGAGAGCAGCUUGAAGAUAGGCAAUAGAAGAGAGGGAGGACAUGCAUUGACGAUCAACAGGUUACUUAUUGUUUGUCUCGGUAUUGUCCAGGGUGGGGAGGCGGGGGGUGCAGGGGUGGAUGGGAGUUUAGGAGCUGAGCAGCCUUGGGAACAAAGGUUGUAGCCUUGGCAGUGGAGCCGGCAUCCUGCGGGGAAACCACUCAAAUGCUGGAAACAGAGCGUGGAAGGGUCCUGAAGUUGGAGUUGUUUAACUGGACUACAGAUUACAGGGUUAAUACUUAAUUUUUUUUUAAUCUGCUUGAUAUACUGACCCUUAUAUUAUGAUAGAAUAUACUUUUUUCUUGAGUAAUUUCAUUACAGAUCACAAUAGUUGACAUCCAGUAACACUUAGAUUCCCUGUAAUAGACAACAGUACUGUACUAAUGAAUAAAGAGAUCAAAUAUCAAUUUAUUUUACUGGAAUGACUAAUAAUGAUUUAUAAGGGUGUAUCCAUACUUGGAUUGGUGCCAUUUAAAUGUGACAAUAAAGCUGUGAGCAAAGUAAUUGUUUGCAUGAGGGAGCAACACUCCCUCAACUCUUUUGUUAGAAACUUUUUUUUAAAACUUGUGGUGAAGAAAAGAAAUCCAAUUUGUUAAGCAAAUAAAAUUUUGGGGGAAAAAA
This is a messenger RNA of Acanthopagrus latus (yellowfin seabream), 3083 nucleotides long. RefSeq names its product protein-glutamine gamma-glutamyltransferase 2-like. Gene Ontology annotation, biological process: peptide cross-linking. Bases 149 to 2194 code for a protein of 681 amino acids. Gene Ontology annotation, molecular function: protein-glutamine gamma-glutamyltransferase activity. NCBI's taxonomy places the organism in Eukaryota, Metazoa, Chordata, Actinopteri, Spariformes, Sparidae. The transcript is spliced from 15 exons. The record is from RefSeq and is a predicted model, not a curated record.